AUGGAAAAGCUUGAACAAUUCAAAAAUAUUGACCCUGUAAUAGUGAAUGAAGUAGAUGAGUUACAUUGUAAACUUAUGCCUUCAGCAGAAAAUAUAGAAGGGUCCGGACCCAAGAAGAUGGAUAAUACAUUAGUAAUCAAAUUUAUCGAAAAACUUAACCUUACGAAAAUUUUUCCACCAGAGUAUUCAGCGAAUAAAAUAAUGGUCAAAGAUUUGAAUAAAGAAGGACUACCCAGAAGGUCGAUGAACUGCUUUUUUGUCUUUAGGCAUGUCGUUUAUCUUGAAGUAUUGGAACAAGGUCUCAUAGAGGAAGUAAAAGAUGGAGUAUUUUUUACACAAGUCGUUAGUGAAAUGUGGAAAAAAUUGGGGGAGGAAGAUCGUGAAAAAUACAAGAAGCUCGCCACAGAAGUUAAAAAUCUGCAAAAUGAAUACCAUAAAGAUAAAAUCUAUUGUAAAAACAAGCCAGCUGGUUCGAUUUUCGUUGGUAUGCAUGACGGCAACUUUCGAGAUACAGAACAACGGGGGAAUUAUUAUUUAAUCGGUAUUAUUAAUGGAAGCCCUUAUUUAGAACUUAGUAUAACAUUAGGAGGCGAUGUAGCUUGUGAUGGCAAACAUCCUUUUGGAUGGGCACAAGUCCUACAGUGGUCAAAUUUUGUUACGAAAGAAAUGAUUCAUAUCACAGUCCUUGAGGACAGAACUAUGCAUAGAAAAGAGAAAUCGUGCAAUAAUUUCAGCCUACGUUAUUUAAAUGAUAUGUUUACAGCAAAAUUAAGUUUUUUAACCUAA
Molecule: messenger RNA, 786 nt
Organism: Rhizophagus irregularis DAOM 181602=DAOM 197198
Lineage: Eukaryota; Fungi; Glomeromycota; Glomeromycetes; Glomerales; Glomeraceae
Source: RefSeq, a predicted model, not a curated record